AAACAUAUCCCUUUUAAUUUGUUUUUCGUUUUAUUUUAUGGGCACAUAUUUGUCUACCUAAACUCGUCAGAGAAGUGCCCAUUUUAUUCCGAAAGGAACAGUACAGACCGUCUGCAGGUUUAUAGAAACUCUGGUUUUGCAAUCAAUUUCUCAGUGGUGAAACUAUGGAGACUUACCAAAUGGAUGCGCAGGCUAAUCCCAUCGAAGAUCAACCAGCACCAAAUAAUGGGCCCCCACUAAUUAAUGAGGGACCGUUCCAAGGGCCACCGUUUCUUCAGGAACCGAUCCAAGGGCCACCUUUUCUUGAGGAGCCGAUCCAAGGGCCACCUUUUCUUGAGGAACCGACCCAAGGGCCACCGUUUCUUCAGGAACAGAUCCAAGGGCCACCCUUUCUUGAGGAACCGAUCCAAGGGACACAGUUUCUUCAGGAACAGAUCCAAGGGCCACCAUUUCUUGAGGAACCGAUUCAGGACCCAUCAUUAAUUGAGGACCCGAAUAAUGGGCCACCAAAUAAUGAGCAAACGACUAACGAGCAACCGAAUAAUGUGCAACAUCAUCCUAAGAAAAAGAAAAAGAAGAAGAGAAAGCCACCGCAGUCUGGUGAUAUAGUGUUCUCCAAAGGAAAUUCUUUCCAAACAAUGCCUUCACUGAGCAAGCUGUUAAAGGACGCCACAGAAACUAUCAUCGGUCUUCAGUAUGUGUGGGAGUACCGCAGCCCAAGUCAAGCUGUCCAACCGCACUACCAGUGCAAACUGUGUUCCCUGCAUCGUGUGCAGCAUGACAUGAUUGAUCACGUCAAAGGCUGGAAGCACAGCUACAGAUAUAUGAAAAAGACUCAUCCUGAUAAGGUAACCUGGGAAGAGGAGGAUGGCGUCAAAGACCCUGUGGUCAGAAAGGCAAUUAAAGCUGCUGCUGCAGAAGUGGAAAAAGCCGAGGGAAGGGGACAGAUUAAGGUGAUUCUGAAGGAGCCCUAUCUGGUUCCUGCUUUUAAGGGACUCCGUUCUGCUGCUCCUGCAGCAAUGCCUCCACCGAAUAAGGGGAUGGGGCCAAUGGGUCCCUCAUUUGGUCCCAGGUUCCAUAACUCCAGGUUUCAAGGAGAGUUCCCCCCUCAUAGAGGUGCUCCCUCCAACUAUCAAGGUGGAGAAUAUGAAGAACCUGGGUAUGGAGGCUUUAUGCCAAGACCAGCGUUUCCUGACGGGGGUAUGAAUAUGGGUCCUUACCCGGACAGUAGGGGUCCUGGACCAGAUGGCUAUGGAAGGGGCGGACCGAUGGGUGAAAACACAAACGCAGCGUAUCCUAAUGAGUUCCAGGACGGCUUUACAAAGAGACCGACGAGCAAACCAGUGAACCAGCCUAGAUUAUUUGGAGAAGCCCCGGAGAGUAAAAACAUUCCCGCUCUGCUCAAACACCUGGACUCUUUCCGAAUAGAGACCGAAAACGAUGCUCAGUUGGUCCUGAAAGUGACACAAAAACUAACCGACGCGCUGAUGGAUUACAGGCUGAGGAGCAUUCCAGAGCCAUCGACAUUUAGCAGCUUUCCCAUGAGGUCUUCAGACUUUUCCAAACCACCUCCAAGAUUGCAAGGCAACAACGAACGAUAUCCAAGUAAUCAUUCAGGUCCAUCCAGAUAUCCAGAUGGUCCAAAGAGGUAUUUCAAAUGACCAGCAGAAGAUGGCGCCUCACUCAUCCUUCUCUCACAGAUGCACAACAGACGUGGAGUCCUUUUUCCCUUUUGUGUAUAUACAUUAUAUAUACUGAAUGUGUCAUCUUGUUUUCCCACCAAUAAAGUUUUUUUUUCCUACUUCCUUUGAUAAAUGGAAGUUUUUCACAACAUGAACAGGACAUGUUUUAGUUGACCAAUUGUAUUAGUUGUUAGUUUUUGUCCAGGUUUAA
This is a messenger RNA of Cyprinodon variegatus (sheepshead minnow), 1893 nucleotides long. RefSeq lists its product as uncharacterized. Gene Ontology annotation, cellular component: precatalytic spliceosome. The transcript is spliced from 12 exons. Lineage: Eukaryota; Metazoa; Chordata; Actinopteri; Cyprinodontiformes; Cyprinodontidae. The coding region runs from base 165 to 1661 and encodes 498 amino acids. Gene Ontology annotation, molecular function: double-stranded RNA binding; single-stranded RNA binding. The record is from RefSeq and is a predicted model, not a curated record.